AUAAAUAAUGAAUGAAAGAACAUUGAUAUCUCUAGUACAACAGUAUACGGAACUGUAUGACCCGGAAGAUCCACAUUAUCAUGAUGAUCAGUGCCGAAUGAGUAUAUGGGAAGAGAUUGGGAGGAAUACGAAUGAAAAGCCCUUAGCAUGUAAAGAGAAAUGGAAAAAGAUUCGUGAAAACUUUAGAAAGGCAAUUAACCUAAGAAAAAGUAAAAGCGAACAAGGUUUAAAAAACUUCAAGCCUAUACGACACGGUAAAGAACUAAGAUUUCUCAUCCCAUACCUUGAACCAAACGAGUCAGAAGAUUUGACAAAAUUACUAUCUAUAUCUAGUGAUGAUGAAGAAGAAGAUAGUAACAUUACACCACCACCAAAAACUAAAACCGUAUCAGUCAAUAAAAUUAGCAAAACGAAAAAAACAGAAAAUAUUCCCGAACCUGAAAAUCAACAGCCUGUAUUCAAAUCGUACUUACCUGUAGAAAAAAUAUACACCCCCGAAAGGCAGGAAGAAAAAGACCCUACUGUGGAGUUUUUCAAAAAUCUGGGGGAAACUGUGAAGACGUUUCCACCUGAUGUUCGAGUGCGGGUUAAGAGAGCAGUUUUUAGUAUAGUUAGCGAAGCUGAAGAAGAAAUGGUUACGAGGGAAGUUGGAGAUCGUAAGCCGUGACUGUAAGUUUCCAUUGGACUAUGUAUUUGUAUUUCACUGUUGAAGACGGGAGCGGUUAUUGCAAAAAUACGAGUAAACGAAUAUCUAAGUGAAAGCUCCGUGGAUAUUGGGUAGCAAUUUCAGUGAUAUAGUUUGCAUAUCUAGAACAAUUAAGUGUGUUCCUAUUUUUGUGAAGUGGUCGUGUAAAUAGAAGUGAAUGGAUAUUAGGUAAUCGGAGCCAAACGAGGCGAACGAAUGUAAUUCUAGAAUUCUUUGAUAAACAAUUCUGCCAAGGAAGCAGUUCUGACAUUUUUGUAAAUAUCUCUAAUCAUAAUUCAUUGAUAUAAUGGAUUUUAAAAGUAAAUAAGGUAACGACUGAGGUUAA
Helicoverpa zea (corn earworm) is the source of this 1031-nucleotide messenger RNA. RefSeq lists its product as uncharacterized. The record is from RefSeq and is a predicted model, not a curated record. Gene Ontology annotation, biological process: regulation of transcription by RNA polymerase II. Bases 8 to 667 code for a protein of 219 amino acids. Gene Ontology annotation, molecular function: DNA binding. NCBI's taxonomy places the organism in Eukaryota, Metazoa, Arthropoda, Insecta, Lepidoptera, Noctuidae. The transcript has 2 exons. Gene Ontology annotation, cellular component: transcription regulator complex; nucleus.